UAAAAUUAAAUUACGGUUUCGAUUCCAAAAUUGAAAAAAGAGUCAAUGGCGUCGCGUACAUGUCUUCUCUUCCUUCUCGUUGCGUUUCUCGCCGGAGCACUUGCCGGAGACGUCAUCGAAGUCAACCGAUCUCAGAGUCAGAGAGAGUUCGAUUAUUUCGCUCUCUCUCUUCAGUGGCCUGGAACAUACUGCCGCGCAACUCGUCAUUGCUGCUCCAAAAACGCUUGCUGUAGAGGCUCUGAUUCUCCAACUCAGUUCACCAUCCAUGGGUUAUGGCCUGACUAUAACGAUGGUUCAUGGCCUUCUUGUUGUUAUAGAUCUGACUUUAAUGAGAAGGAGAUCUCAACGUUGAUGGAUGGUCUUGAGAAGUACUGGCCUAGUCUUAGUUGUGGUUCUCCAUCAAACUGUCAUGGUGGAAAAGGGUCCUUUUGGGGCCAUGAGUGGGAGAAACAUGGGACUUGUUCUUCUCCUGUUUUUCAUGAUGAGUUUAAUUACUUCCGUACCACAAUUAAUCUCUACUUGAAGUAUAACCUCACGGAUGUCCUUUAUAAAGCUGGCUAUGUUGCUUCCAACAGCGAAAAGUAUCCUCUAGGAGGUAUCGUAACAGCCAUUCAGAAUGCAUUUCAUAUCAACCCUGAAGUGCAAUGCAAAAGAGAUGCAAUCGAUGAAAUACGUAUAUGCUUCUAUAAGGAUUUUGAGCCCAGGGACUGUGUUGGUUCCAAAGAUUUGACAUCUAGAAAAUCAUGUCCCAAGUACGUAAGUUUGCCGGAAUACACGCCAUUGGUUGGACAAGAGGCAAGAGCAUUAGAUAAGUGAUGGAUAUAUGAUAAAAUGAUAAGACAUAUAUUUGUGUUAUCCAGAUGGUGAGGCUAUGGUUCUGAAGAUGCCAACAGAUAGAGAAGCUCUUUGAAUGGGAGCCUUGUUAUUUACUUAGAGGCAAUACAUAUUACUUGUCUCUGAUGUUGUACUUUUACAGCCAAACCUAUAAACAAUGAAUAAAGAAGAUUGGCUUAUUAUCGUCCUAUUAAAUAUGAAUCAUUACUGAUAAAUCAA
Camelina sativa (false flax) is the source of this 1053-nucleotide messenger RNA. The record is from RefSeq and is a predicted model, not a curated record. Lineage: Eukaryota; Viridiplantae; Streptophyta; Magnoliopsida; Brassicales; Brassicaceae.